This is a messenger RNA of Cavenderia fasciculata, 714 nucleotides long. RefSeq lists its product as uncharacterized. The transcript has a single exon. The coding region runs from base 1 to 714 and encodes 237 amino acids. NCBI's taxonomy places the organism in Eukaryota, Evosea, Eumycetozoa, Acytosteliales, Cavenderiaceae. The record is from RefSeq and is a predicted model, not a curated record.
AUGAAAAAGACAUGGAUAUUUUCAUUAGAAGAAGAGUGUAAACAAGAAAGAGUAAUAGUAGUUGACAGCAAGAAAGUUUCGAUCAAUGGUGUACCGAUAACAGCCGAGAGGGUACAAGGAAAGUUACAUUUUAGUGUAUCAGAGAAUGGAGAGUUUCUUAAUAAUCAUCAUGGAGGAAAGAAUUGUUAUACAGUAAUAAGAGAUCUCGGACUCAAAUCAUUGGGUCUCAAUAAACGAUUGUAUCUCAACAAUGUCGAUGUCGAAAAUGGACAUAUUCUCAACAGUCGAAGGAAUGUAACACUCUUUGACGUAGCAUUACUCGCACUCUUGUUUAUAAUUGCAGCGGCUGUUAGUACCAUUGCAUCGAUAGUAAUGAUCCCAUUAAUAUUUAUAACCUACUUUUUUAUCUAUCGCAACAAAGUGGUUCAUAUCAACAAGUUACCAAUACCAAAAUAUAUUGAUGGUGUUGAAUCAACUACUGUUGGUCCAUCAGGUGCUACCUGUUGUACAGUAGGAGAACCAACUACUCCUACGACGAUUGAUCCAUCUAUCAUUGCUUCGCCAACUGAAUCAACAAAUAUAAUUAUCACCACCGACAGUAAACCACAAAUAAAUAAUGAACAAGAACAACAAGUAAACUAUGACUCUUAUCAAAAUCCAAUGAUUCCCAAUAAUAAUAAUAAUAAUAAUACAAACAUAACAAUAGACCAAUAA